AUGAAGGAAGAGCUCAGCAAAGUGAGCAGUAUGCAAAAUUUCGAGAUGAUCCAGCGUGAACGAUUGCCAACAUUGUAUGAAGUGUUAAUACAGAGGACAUCGCAGCCAGUUGAUCUCUGGACUUUUUAUACAUUUCUUUCACAAUUCCCAUAUGCCAUCAACUAUCUGGACUUUUGGGUUGACCUUAUGACACAUACACGACUUUGCAAAAACUACAUAGAGUUGGUAAGAAAAUCAUUAAUCAACUUUCCACAAGAACAACAGCAGAAUGGAAGUACAUCUACGGCUACAUUUGACUUGCUGAACGCACUGAUAGAAGAAGGGCACCUAGACCCGGAAGCACCUGAUAAACUCUUAGAAAAUAGCGGCCCAGACGUGCCCUUUUCACCAAAAUUAAACGAAUUGCUGGGUGAUUGGAAGCACCAAUCGGGUAUCGGUCAAGAAGCCCUGAGAAACGAAGACGUAGCGCUGAUCGUCGACGAGAUAAUGAAAAGGCGCUCCCAACAAGACGGAAAACCGCAGAUAACUACAAAACAACUGCUGCACAGCGCAGUUGGUCUCUGCAACACCUAUUUAGUAUCGCCCGAACAAAGCGAACGGUACCUGAGCAACAUCCCCAUGGAAACGCGGAACCGCAUAAUAGAAAGCGUACAAAUCGAGCGAAAGUACGACAUUGAGAUUUUUGACGACCUAAAAAACCUAACUUACCAAUUCCUAGAAAUGGAUUGUUUCCCAAAAUUUCUAAGCCGCGUCGCACUACACAACAUCCACGAUGAAAUAUCUGAUUGGAGAUUCCACUCAGUGGGCGUCACCAACGAAAAAAGCAAUCGCUCUCGAGGCCAGACGCACAUUUCUCGCUCGCCAUUCUCCAAUCACACGUCAAUCAGUCGUAUUGGCUUUGGUUUGCUCUGGCUAGGCAUCGGCUUUUGGAUCGGAUAUGUUCUAAUCUUCCUGGCGUAUAGUCGCGCAAUCCGUGUCGUUACGGUCGUGCCAUUUACACUGGGAUGCUACUGCAUUGUGUGUGGCAUGUAUCAAGUGGACAUUGUGUAUUCCUGGUUUGGCGUCACACAGAGACUUCUCCACAGACACAAAAACGCUGGCAAUGACGAAGGAGAUGCUUCUAGUGAUACCGAUCACGUGCCAAUGAUACUUGCGGUGUUCGGCGGUAGGCGCCGUCUUACCCGCAUAGAGCACCCAUUUACUCGGCAGCUUCUACGUAAGCGUGGACUGUGGUGUCUGCUUCUCGUAGUGGGUGCCACUGCCGCAUUCACAGUUAUUUUCAGCUGUGUUCCCGGCCGUCGUGUAUGA
This is a messenger RNA of Saccharomyces cerevisiae S288C, 1308 nucleotides long. It is a transcript of the gene RAX1, whose product is annotated as Rax1p. The transcript has a single exon. NCBI's taxonomy places the organism in Eukaryota, Fungi, Ascomycota, Saccharomycetes, Saccharomycetales, Saccharomycetaceae. Bases 1 to 1308 code for a protein of 435 amino acids. Gene Ontology annotation, cellular component: cellular bud tip; cellular bud neck; plasma membrane. The record is from RefSeq and is marked reviewed.